Molecule: messenger RNA, 789 nt
Organism: Sitodiplosis mosellana (orange wheat blossom midge)
Lineage: Eukaryota; Metazoa; Arthropoda; Insecta; Diptera; Cecidomyiidae
Product: transmembrane inner ear expressed protein
Exons: 2
Coding region: 136-591 (151 amino acids)
Source: RefSeq, a predicted model, not a curated record
UUGAUCACAUCACACAAUCAACUUCAGUGGUGUUUGUUUUUGUGCAAAUCAUUUUUUUCGUAGUCAAACCAUAUGGCCAUUGUGUGAAUAGUGGAAAAAAUUCAGAGUUUUGAACAGAAUAAAAAAAGUCAAAAAAUGGGAUUGUUCGAAAGUAAAUUUCUGGAGGGUGAUUUUGUUGAGCCACAAUGGCUGGAGAAACCAUGUUACUUUGGUCUUCGAUGUUGGCAUCUUGGCUUUUUGGGCUUUAGCGGUCUUGUAUGCAUUGUUGUAAUGCUGUGCUGCUGUUUUCGCUUUCGAAUUCCACGCACCAAACAAGAAAUUGAAGCCGACUAUCAGCGCCGUGUGAUUGCGAAAAAUUUUCGCAAACGUUUGGCAAAUAUCAAAAAUUCCGAAAUGGACGAUAUGAACCUACAAAAAGGUGAGACAAAUCAUACUGCAAUCGAAGUAAUGCUACUAUGCCCUAAGAUGAUACGGAUUCCUUUUACAUAUUUAGCUUUAGAACGAAUUCGACAAGAUUUUUUGGCCGAAGCCCAUCGAAACAUGGAAGCACAAGAGAUGAAAGGUGUUGUGCUGAGAAGAGGGCAUGUUUGAACUUCAAAAUAGAAAAAAACGAUAGAAAUUCACAACUUGGCGACCUUAUUCAAUGGAAUUCAUACAAAUUAACCACUGUUUCCCCUCGAAACUGUUCAAGUUCAAGAAAAGUUUCAGUUUUAUUCAAGAAAACAUUGAAAUUGUUGCAAAAACACGCGGAGAAUACUCAACAAAUACAUUUUUUUAAAAAUAAAUUCA